Messenger RNA from Onychomys torridus (southern grasshopper mouse), 1461 nucleotides. It is a transcript of the gene Sohlh2, whose product is annotated as spermatogenesis and oogenesis specific basic helix-loop-helix 2. Gene Ontology annotation, biological process: regulation of DNA-templated transcription; spermatogenesis. The record is from RefSeq and is a predicted model, not a curated record. Lineage: Eukaryota; Metazoa; Chordata; Mammalia; Rodentia; Cricetidae. Gene Ontology annotation, molecular function: DNA-binding transcription factor activity, RNA polymerase II-specific; RNA polymerase II cis-regulatory region sequence-specific DNA binding; protein dimerization activity. Gene Ontology annotation, cellular component: nucleus. Bases 1 to 1461 code for a protein of 486 amino acids. The transcript has 11 exons.
AUGGCCGACCUGAUGAGCAGUGGGAAGCUAGGCCGGAGGCCAGGGCAGGGAAAAGUAGACCUUCUGCUGGUUGGAGAUGCCACAAGAUACUUCCUGACUGGCUCCAUACAGAAAUUCUUUUCCAGCACGGCACACUUCACCCUGACCGUUAGUGAUGUGAAGAAGGUAGCUGCGCUUUUGGCUGCAAACUCAUUCGACAUCAUCUUCUUGAAGGUGACUUCCACCUUAACCUCGGAGGAGCUGGAGGCCGUCAAGUCCAUAAGAUCUGGCAAGAAGAAAAACACCCGAUUGCUGUUUGUUUUUAUAAAACCUGAAAAAUUUAAAGGCUGUAUUUCAGACUAUGGAGUGGAUAUUAUUUUCCCUGAGCCACUGACCUUGGGCAAAAUGUGCACAGUGAUAAAGUACUGGAAAACAUAUUUUACAGAUGUGAAAGGCACUGAGAGGCUUCCAGAAUUUGGACUACACCUCAAACUUCCAGCAAAUGUGGAAAGUGCUGAGAGGCUUCCAGAACAUAGACUGCACCUCCAGACUUCCUGCAGUGAACUUGGGGAACACUUUUCUACUGAUCUGUUUCUUCGCUCUGGGCAGCUAAAAAAUGACAGAGAACUUGUAUUAAAGGCCCCACUGCCAGGUCCCGAGAGAAACAGAAAGACUUCUUUUCUUCACUCGAGCAAAGAGAAGCUGAGGAGAGAGCGCAUCAAGUUUUGCUGUGAGCAGCUGCGUACUCUCCUGCCAUACGUCAAGGGGAGGAAGAGCGAUGUGGCUUCAGUUAUUGAAGCGACCGUUGAUUAUAUGAAGUAUGUCCGGGAGAAUAUCUCUCCAGCCAUCAUGGCCCAGAUUACAGAAUCCCUCCAGAGCAAUAAAAGGUUCUCGAAGAGACAAGUGCCCAUUGAGCUGUUCGUUCCACGUGCAGCCACAUCACAGAGGGACAGUGGUGUGCUGACAAGCGCUUACUCAUCGGUGCGGGAGAUCCAGCUCCUGGCUGACCAGUGCCUGACUGUGUAUUCCAGGCCUGCUGAGGAAGGGCCCUUGGAGGAAGCUGUAAGAGGCCAGUUAAGCUCUGUUUCCGAGAGCUCUAUUGAGGAUCUUUAUGACACUCGAGUCCCCAGUGCAGCGCUCUCUCUUAAUUCCUGCCAUGCUGUCACAUACUGUCCUGGGGCUGUCCCUCCCCACGAUUCAGCUGCCAGAACAAAUCAGAACAUUUCCAUUUAUUUACCGUCCACUGUGCCCAGUGUCUCCGACUUCCUUCCUCAGCACUGCAGUUCCAUGCUUUGCCAAACACGCUCAGCCAGCCCCAGUUGUUUGUGCACUCCAGGCCAGGAGCCUCCAGCCGGUUCACUCACUACCUCAUCCAGCAUCUUCCGUGGGUUCCAAGACUCAGACUCAGAUCUUCAGGCUUCUCAGCAGCCGCUUGGGCCUGCUGAGUCAUUUCCCCAGCCUCAAGAAAACGAUUACUUUUAA